AUGUAAAGAAAAUAGUAAUAUGAAAAUGACUUCAAAAACUUCUAAGAAGACGGUUCAAUCUCGAUAGAUCAAAUGCUCAAACAAAAAGACUUGGCUGAAAAACAGAAGGAAAUUUGUCUCAGAAAUUCAAAAACCUUCGAACUCUUUGCCACAUGUAUGGAAAGACAUGAAGGUAAAAUUGACAACUUUGCAAAAUACCUCUCCAUCAAGAUGCUCUUCAUUGAAAAACAAGCUCUUGAAUGUUACAAAGGAAAUACUAAUGAUCGAGAAUAUGAAAGAUGUCAUCAAAGAAUUGAAUCAUAAUUACAUGAUGUCUAUAAUGAAUACUACUAAGGUUUACUUAACCUCUGA
Molecule: messenger RNA, 351 nt
Organism: Paramecium tetraurelia
Lineage: Eukaryota; Ciliophora; Oligohymenophorea; Peniculida; Parameciidae
Exons: 2
Source: RefSeq, a predicted model, not a curated record